AUUAAACAAAUCAGAAGUUAGAGUUCUUCUUAGAGCCCAUCAAGUAUCUAUAGCUGAAAAAGAACAGCAGAUAUUUAAGGUUAUGUACUACUUUCCCAAUCCCCAGGUUGGCAGGUCUUCCAAGGAAAAUGAUAUAAUGCUCCUCAAGCUAAACAGUAUUGCAAAGCUGAAUAAAUAUGCACAACUUUUGCCUCUGCCUGACUCUUGUGAAGAUAUCAAACCUGGCACAAAGUGCAAGGUGGCCGGCUGGGGAGUCACAUCUUCAGAAAAGCCAUCAACAUGUCUUCAGGAAACAAUUCUUAAAAUUGUUGAUAGAAAAAGCUGCAAGAGCAAAUAUAGAAAAUACAUGAAAAUAACCAGCAACAUGUUGUGUGCUGGAGGGCAAAAUAAAUUUUCAGUGAGAGAUGCUUGCAAGAGAGACUCAGGUGGGCCGUUAAUCUGUGCCAGUUGAUACAGUGGGAUCGUUUCUUUUGGAAAAAGAUAUGGAAUAAGAGACAUGCCUGGAGUUUAUACAUGACUGACUGAAAAAUAUAUUGACUGGAUAAAAAAAAUAAUUUCCUUUCACAGAGAUCCAUGA
Messenger RNA from Nipponia nippon (crested ibis), 577 nucleotides. The record is from RefSeq and is a predicted model, not a curated record. NCBI's taxonomy places the organism in Eukaryota, Metazoa, Chordata, Aves, Pelecaniformes, Threskiornithidae.